CCGGCGCUCUAGCCAGCACACGUGCUACUCUAUGGUAUCUCGGGUUCCCUCUGGCUGUACUCUGGAGGACCGCUCUCGUUUCCUUUUUGGCGGCGAGAGGUCCCGCAGCAGCGGCUGAGCUGGAAGAAAGAUGGCGGCAGCGGUGCGACAGGAUUUGGCUCAGCUCAUGAAUUCGAGCGGCUCUCAUAAAGAUCUGGCGGGCAAAUAUCGUCAGAUCCUGGAAAAAGCUAUUCAGCUAUCUGGGGCAGAGCAACUUGAAGCUUUGAAAGCCUUUGUGGAAGCAAUGGUAAACGAGAAUGUCAGCCUCGUGAUCUCGCGACAGUUGCUGACUGACUUCUGCACGCAUCUCCCUAACCUGCCUGACAGCACAGCCAAAGAAGUCUAUCAUUUCACCUUGGAAAAGAUCCAGCCUAGAGUAAUUUCAUUUGAGGAGCAGGUUGCUUCAAUAAGACAGCAUCUUGCAUCCAUAUAUGAGAAAGAAGAAGACUGGAGAAAUGCAGCUCAAGUGUUGGUGGGAAUCCCUUUGGAAACAGGACAAAAGCAAUACAAUGUAGAUUAUAAACUGGAGACUUACUUGAAAAUUGCUAGGCUCUAUUUAGAGGAUGAUGAUCCAGUACAGGCAGAAGCUUACAUAAAUCGAGCAUCAUUGCUUCAGAAUGAAUCAACCAAUGAACAGUUACAGAUACAUUAUAAGGUAUGCUAUGCACGUGUUCUUGAUUAUAGAAGAAAAUUCAUUGAAGCUGCACAAAGAUACAAUGAGCUUUCUUACAAGACAAUAGUCCAUGAAAGUGAAAGACUAGAGGCCUUAAAACAUGCUUUGCAUUGUACCAUCUUAGCAUCAGCAGGUAAACAUGUAAUUUAUACUUUAAUGAACAAUGACAUCUUUGAUUAG
Molecule: messenger RNA, 892 nt
Organism: Chrysochloris asiatica (Cape golden mole)
Lineage: Eukaryota; Metazoa; Chordata; Mammalia; Afrosoricida; Chrysochloridae
Gene: COPS4
Product: COP9 signalosome subunit 4
Exons: 6
Coding region: 131-892 (253 amino acids)
Cellular component (GO): COP9 signalosome; cytosol
Source: RefSeq, a predicted model, not a curated record